Molecule: messenger RNA, 1257 nt
Organism: Tinamus guttatus (white-throated tinamou)
Lineage: Eukaryota; Metazoa; Chordata; Aves; Tinamiformes; Tinamidae
Source: RefSeq, a predicted model, not a curated record
AUGGGGCCCGAGUGCCGCGUGUGGACGGCGAUGCUGCUGCUGGGGACGUGCCUGCUGUACUGCGCCCGCGUGGCCGUGCCCAUCUGCGCCGUGGCGCUGAGCAGCCGCUUCGGCUGGGACAAGAAGCAGUCGGGCAUCGUGCUGAGCAGCUUCUUCUGGGGCUACUGCCUGACGCAGGUCAUCGGGGGACACAUCAGUGACCGAAUAGGAGGUGAAAAGGUCCUUCUGCUCUCAGCGUCGGCCUGGGGCUUCCUCACGGUCGUCACCCCUCUGCUCACCCACCUCAGCUCGGCCCACCUGGUCCUUUUGGCCUCGUCCCGGUUCCUUAUGGGGCUGCUGCAAGGGGUGUAUUUCCCUGCCCUGGCCAGCCUCCUCUCGCAGAGGGUGCGGGAGAGCGAACGUGCCUUCACCUACAGCACCGUGGGCACCGGCUCCCAGUUCGGCACGCUGGUGAUUGGCGGCGCAGGAUCUCUCCUGCUGGACUGGUACGGCUGGGAAAGUGUUUUCUACUUCUCUGGCUUGCUCACUUUGCUCUGGGUUUACUGCACGUGCAAGUACCUCCUGAACGAGAAAGAGCUCGUAAUUCCCUUGGAUUAUUUAACAAGAGGCCUCUCCCUGUCCAAGCAGAGCAAAGUUCCCUGGAAGCAGCUCUUCAGAAAGGCGCCAAUCUGGGCUGUCAUCGUAGCUCAGCUUUCCACAUCCAGCGCAUUCUUCACUCUCCUCUCCUGGCUGCCCACCUUCUUCAAGGAGACCUUUCCUGAGUCGAAGGGUUGGGUGUUCAACGUAGUUCCGUGGCUGGUUGCAAUUCCCACGAGCUUGUUCAGUGGAUUUCUGUCUGAUCAUUUAAUAAGCCAGGGAUAUAAAACCAUCACCAUCCGUAAGUUCAUGCAGGUCAUCGGCUCAGGUGUGUCGAGCAUUUUCGCUCUGUGCCUAGGGCAGACAUCCAGCUUUUGCAAAGCCAUCGUGUUUGCCUCGGCCUCUGUGGGACUUCAGACCUUUAACCACAGUGGCAUUUCAGUGAACGUGCAGGAUUUGGCCCCCUCGUGUGCUGGCCUGCUGUUCGGCGUUGGAAAUACUGGAGGAGCUCUGCUUGGUGUCAUUUGCGUCUACUUGGCCGGUUGUCUCAUCGAAACAACUGGCUCUUGGGGUUCUGUUUUCAGCCUGGUGGCUGUUGUCAACAGCGUGGGCCUCUGUGCCUUCCUGCUCUUCGGAGAGGCCCAGCGGGUGGACACGGACUCUGCGUGUAUGGAGCUGUAG